Messenger RNA from Acanthisitta chloris (rifleman), 1302 nucleotides. Its product is annotated as A disintegrin and metalloproteinase with thrombospondin motifs 19-like. Gene Ontology annotation, molecular function: metallopeptidase activity. The record is from RefSeq and is a predicted model, not a curated record. NCBI's taxonomy places the organism in Eukaryota, Metazoa, Chordata, Aves, Passeriformes, Acanthisittidae.
AUGAUGGUCCUGAUGCAGCGUGUGCCUGCAAUUGGAAAUGGUAGAUUUUUGGCAAGCAAUGGGUGCUGCUGGGUGCACCACUCAUUUGAAGUAUCUGCUGGCCUUCCCGCAGGUCUCCAUGCUUCAGAAGAAACUGAGGAGUGGGAGAUCGUCUUCCCUGUGCUGUGGAGCCCGGGCCAGCAGGAGCCAGCAGGUGGCAGUGGUGGUGGGGGGGGCUGCAAUGCCGACCCCAGCAGUGGGAACAGAAGCAGCACCUUCAGCACCCAUGCCACACCUGGCCCGGUGGCGGGCAGUUCCCGAGAGGUGCGUUCAGUCUCCUCUUCGGUGGACGGGCAGGCACAGGCUGUGGGGGAGGCAGCAGAGGAAGAGGACACCGAGGAUGAGUAUGAGUCUCAGGAGUUUUACCACUGGUCCACCCUGCCCCAGGGGUCUGGUGCUGCCUCUCAAUUGCCAUCGCCACCAUCUCCACCACCACCACCUCCAGCAGAGGAUGGAGAUGAGGUGCUGUUGAGGAUCCCAGCUUUUGCUCGGGAACUCUACCUGCUGCUCAAGAGAGAUAGCCGCUUCCUGGCUCCUGGUGUGGAGGAGCGGCUCGGGGGUGAGGGCAAAAGUCCACCCAGUGCUGCGCAGUCACAACCUGAGAGAGCUUGUUACUACAGCGGUGCUGUCCUCCGCUACCCGGGCUCCUUCGCCUCCUUCAGCACCUGUGGCGGAUUGAUGGGGUUUAUACAGAUUAAUGAGGACUUCAUAUUUAUUGAGCCACUCAAUCGCACUUUGGCUGUGACAGGUCAUGCACACAGGGUGUACAGACGAAAAAGGUCCGUUGAGGAGAAAAUUACUGAAAAAGCAACUUCUCAGAAUCAGUACUGUGGUGUUGUUACAGAUAAAAGAAAAUCCAAGAAUCAAAAAGUAUCAGAAAGCGGAAGAGGAAAGCGAUACUCCUACAAGUUACCUCAGGAGUACAACAUAGAAACUGUUGUGGUGGCAGAUCCAGCUAUGGUUUUGUAUCAUGGAACAGAUGCUGCCAGAAGAUUUAUUCUAACCAUCUUAAACAUGGUUUUUAACCUUUUCCAGCACAAGAGUCUUGGACUACAAGUAAAUCUUCGUGUGACUAAGCUUGUCCUCCUUCACAAGACUCCCGCAGAUAUGUAUAUUGGACAUCAUGGGGAAAAAAUGCUGGAAAGCUUUUGUAAAUGGCAACAUGAAGAAUUUGGCAAGAAGAAUGAUAUACACUUAGAAAUGUCAACAAGCUGGGGAGAAGACAUGUCUUCAGUUGAUGCAGCCAUACUGAUCACAAGGUAG